GAAACAUGUGAUUGGUGAAGUUGUGUUGACAAAUCAAGUACGGAGUACGGAGAUAAAGAGUGAGUUCCAAGACACGUGAGGGUGUCCUGCCGCCGUGGACCGACUCAAGGGGGACGUUAGGUAGUUUUAUAAUAGUUUAGUUUACCAGCUUCGUCUUCAGUCCUCCACAGACUGUGAGCGUUAGCCGCCAGCUAGCCGCUAACUGUGCUAGCAGGAACAUGUGAGGGGGCUGCGCCGCUGUCACAGAGGUGAGGGUCACUUGAGUAACUCCUGACACCAUGGCUGGGCGGGUCGGACAAAAGCCAGCAGUUUAACAACCCGUGUAAACGACUCGUUUCUAACCGUACGAUGUAAACUAACCGGGAUUACCUAAACACCUACCGCUGCUUCUGAAGUGUCCUGUUAUCUGUUUACCUUUGAACCUGCCCCUGUUAGCACUUGACAGUGUUUGGCAGCGGGUGUAUCCACCUUAUCCGGACUUCUUCAACUUCACCUUUAGCCCCGAGCCGUGAUUUAACCAUGACAUCAACGUGAGCUCCACCCGGGUAUGAUCAGCGGUCACCGGACGGAGCGCGAUGAAGCCCCCGGGCAGCACCUCCACCGCCACCGGCUUCUUCAACUUCUCCUACGCGGGGGAGGGAGCCAUGGAUCCCUCGGGUCUCUCCGCCGGCACCAUGUCUAUCGAGAAGCUCUUCCCGGCUCUGCUGCAGUGCUUCGGGAUCAUCCUGUGCGGAUACAUCGCGGGGAGGGCGAACAUCAUCACCUCCACCCAGGCGAAAGGUCUCGGCAACUUCGUGUCCAAGUUCGCCCUCCCGGCGCUGCUCUUCAAGAACAUGGUGCUGCUGGACUUCGGGAACGUCAUCUGGUCGUUUCUCUGGAGCAUCCUCGUCGCCAAGGUGUCCGUGUUCCUGCUGGUGUGUGUCCUCACGCUGAUCGUGGCCAGUCCCGAGAGUCGCUACAGUAAAGCUGGGCUCUUCUCCAUAUUCGCCACACAGAGCAAUGACUUUGCUUUGGGAUUUCCUAUAGUUGAAGCCCUGUACCAGAACACCUACCCAGAGUACCUGCAGUACAUCUACCUGGUUGCCCCCGUGUCCUUGAUGCUUCUGAAUCCCAUCGGCUUUGCCUUCUGUGAGAUCCAGAAGUGGAAGGAUCAGGGAAACCACCAGCAGAGCAAACUUAAGAUAGUGGGACUUGUGGUUUGGCAGGUCUUAAAGAACCCCAUAGUAUUCAUGGUUGUCAUCGGCAUUGUCGCCCACUUUGUCCUGCACCAGACAAUUCCUGCCUUCAUGGUUAACUUCCUGGACGGCUUGGCCAACGCUUUCGGGGGAGCGGCCUUGUUCUACUUGGGUCUGUCCAUGGUGGGCCAACUGGGAAAACUCACCAGAUCCACAGUUGUUACACUGAUAUUGCUCAUCACCGCAAAACUGUUGCUAAUGCCCCUGAUUUGCAAGGAGAUGGUGGAACUGUUGGACACCAGCAACGCCAGCUCGUUGAACCACUCCAGCCUCUCCAAUUAUGCCUUUCUUUAUGGAGUGUUUCCCACUGCACCCAGUGUGGCUAUCUAUGCUGUCUAUUAUAACGCUGAGCUGGAAGUUGUAACCUCUGGGAUGGUGAUCAGCACUUUUCUCUCAGCGCCGAUAAUGUACGCGUCUGCCUGGCUGCUCACGAUGCAAAGGAUGGAUCCUCAGGUUCUGAUGAAUUCACUGCAGAGUGUCAGCUUUGACAUAAGCAUAGUGAGCUUAGUUUUACUGGUGUGGACUAUUGCCGUCAUGUUUUUAAGUAAGAAAUCGAGAAGGCUACCUCACAUUUUCACAGUCAACCUUUUCGUCGCACAAUUUCUAACUUGUAUCGGGAUGAUCCUGUGGAACUUUGUGGUGAAGGAAAACAACUUCACUGGCCAGUUCCUGACUUUCACAUUAUUAUCUACUUCACUCUACAGUACCUAUGUGUGGCCAGGUUUAAUAGCGCUCUCACUCGUGCUCAUGAGAAGCUCAGAGGAUCUGAAAGUUCCAUCAGGUGUUUUGGUUAUCGCGGGCUGGGGGAUUCCAGCCUUAGUAACUGCUGGGUUGCUCAUUUCUGGGGCAGAAAUAUCCUACCCGAUUGACUCAUCAUUCUUUUAUGGCAGACCACAGAUAAUCUGCACCAUAGUGGUAGCUUCCCUUAGCAUACUGCUGGGAGGCAGCUCGCUUGUUUGUCUCAGUCGAGGAAGCUGGGCCCAGAAUGACCAAAUCCUGGAGGGAAACUCUUCGUCCGAUUUUGCAGAGGAUCUUGUGAUGGAAGUUGAACCAGAGAAUCAGACUCCUUUUGAGCCGGUCACCUCGUCAGGAGAUCUCAACAGCAACUCCGCAUGCCUCAUAUGUGACUGUGCACCGCCCCAGCCGAUGCCUGACAUGAUCAGCAGCACAAAUAUGAACAACACACCAGUCAACCUAACAGCUCGGUGUGAGAACAGGUGCGUAUCCACCGACUGCCUGCUCGUCCAAGUGGAGGAGCUCCAACAGGUCGCAGACAGACAGGUGGCCCGUCAUGUGCUCUUGUGUCUGCUGCUGACUGUCAGCCUGUUUGCUAACUUGUCCAGCUGCCUGUGGUUGCUCUUUAACCGUGUUCCUGGUAGACUCUACUUGGAACUGCAGUUCUUCUGUGCUGUGGCCAACUAUGGACAGGGUUUCCUCUCCUUUGCUCUAUUUGGGCUGGACAAACAUUUGAUUAUAUUACCAUUUAAAAAGAGGUUAUAUAAACUGUGGUAUGGAAGGAAGCGAGAGGAGCCGCUGCUGACAGAUUUACCUGAGGAAGUCAGGAUGACCUGCACCAAGUUCACCAAGUACCACAAGGACCAGUGUUGUCAUGACAUUGUUAAAAAGAGAAGGUGUGGGAAGAGGGCUGUCGUUGACUGUUUUCUCGGGUAUGAACUGGUGGAGUGGCUUCAGCAGGUCGGCUUGGCUCAGGACCGUGGCGAGGCGGGGCUCUACGGGAGGCAGCUACAGCAGGGCGGCGUGCUCCAGCACAUCAGGCAGGAAUACGACUUCCAAGACAGCCCACUGCACUACCGCUUCAUAACAUAAGACAAAAAUAUUCAGGGUUGACAGUUCUUUUAUCUCAAACUUCUGAUCAUAGAAGUGAGGUGGAGGAAUGACACUGAGUCCACACUGAAAAGUCAGCUUGCAGUGCUGGUCUGCAGCCAACAGCACAGUGGAGUGUUGAAACAGACAACAGAUUGUGAUCUUUGGUGUCACAUGAGUGCAGCGUGCGUGAAACUGAAGGGCCAAGCCACUAUGCAUUACCUGAAGUUGGUUUUAAAGGGAACCACAAAUUAAAGGUUCAGUGAAACGGAAUUAGUUGCAUCUUAACGCGUGACAUAAAACAUGAAAGGGCCACCUUUAAACGAAAGGUUGAAAAACCUUACUUCCGCAGUUUAACAUUUAACCCUAAAGUUAAUUUGUGAAAUAUGGAAUUGCAGCACUGUUGUCAAUCAGGGCAUAUUUUAGUUGAAACUGGGAGGAACAGUAGUGGCAGUUAAAAUCACUUGUGUGGAAAAACUAGAGCUCUAGUUUAAUAUAGGAAGUCGGUCUUUAAAUUCUAACAAAUCUCUGGAACAGAACAGAUGCUCCUCAGAUUCUCAAAUUUUCAGUUCUGCAGUUUCUCUUACAACUAACAUUCUCUCUUCACUGGUUGAUCAUUUACAUGUCUUGUGUUCCUGACUCUUGAAGUGAUGUCACUUCAGCCUUUAAACUGCAGUAAUGUUUUUUUAGUGAAAUUUUUACGUAACUAACUACAAGACUACUAGACUCAAGGUGAUUGCACUUAAUAAGCAUAUUUUCAAGAUAAACAUUUCUAAUCCUUUCGGGGGGAACAAGACUAGAAUAUUUGUUAUGUAGUAAGUACACUGGAAUUUACAGUGCUCAUAUUUUAUGGCAUUAUGUGAGAAGUAAUCCACAGGGGGGUGCAGGUAAAAACUCCUGAAUCAGUAUUUCCUCUAUGGAUACACCUUUUUAUUUUUGCUUUCCUACCAAAGAUACUCGCCAAAGGAAAAAAUGGAAAGAUGUGGUUUUUAUAAUUAUAUUUCAUAUUUAUAGUUUUUUCUAGUCAGUUUAAUGUAUGAUUAACUUUAGUUUCCCCAGUUAUUCUUUAAUUGGUAAUGUAUGAUUAAUCACAAAUAAUGUUGCUUUGCUCACCUGCAGCUUAGCAUGACUCUGCACUGAUAUAAAACAGGGAUUGUGUGUGAGCAGUGCACAGUCACACACAGUUCCAAAAAACAAGCAACCACUUUUAACAACAAAAUAAAUAUCCUCUGUAUUUCCAUUGCCUUGUUAUAUCCGUUAAAAGUUUUAAUAACAUGCGCAAACAAUAUUUCAAGAAAUUACAAAGGCCAUUAUCAUUAUUACAUGGACUUUAUGAACCUGGGAAGCUCAGGAAAGUUGCUUUAGUAGGAGCUGCUAUAAUUCAAAGUUUCACUCAGGUACAUAUAUAUAUUUUUUAAUGCAGUUAGAAACUUGUUUUUAUUGUUUAAGUGUAACUAUUUGAGUUUAUUUCUAACUCAAUCAAACAUGUUGGUCUUUUAAUAAAAAAAUAUUUAAUUUACUGUUCACCACAAAAUGUCUGUCAAAGGCUGUAUGUUUGAGAUUUUGAUUUAUUUAAAAAUAAAGUUUACAACUGAACCCUAAAA
Messenger RNA from Pleuronectes platessa (European plaice), 4663 nucleotides. RefSeq names its product G protein-coupled receptor 155a (gene gpr155a). Gene Ontology annotation, biological process: intracellular signal transduction; transmembrane transport. The transcript is spliced from 15 exons. Gene Ontology annotation, cellular component: membrane. The record is from RefSeq and is a predicted model, not a curated record. NCBI's taxonomy places the organism in Eukaryota, Metazoa, Chordata, Actinopteri, Pleuronectiformes, Pleuronectidae. The coding region runs from base 576 to 3062 and encodes 828 amino acids.